This is a messenger RNA of Dictyostelium discoideum AX4, 1839 nucleotides long. RefSeq names its product autophagy protein 16 (gene tipD). Lineage: Eukaryota; Evosea; Eumycetozoa; Dictyosteliales; Dictyosteliaceae. Gene Ontology annotation, biological process: autophagosome assembly. The coding region runs from base 1 to 1839 and encodes 612 amino acids. The transcript has 2 exons. The record is from RefSeq and is a predicted model, not a curated record.
AUGUUUUCAUCACAAAAUAAUUCAUAUAUGAUGAUGAUGGGUGGUGGUGGUAUUGGUAAUAUAAAUAAUAAUCAAUUUUAUUCACCAAUUAUUAGUACAUCAGCACAAUCAUUUAAUUCAAUAGUAGAAUGGAAAAGAGAUAUUAUAAGGCAAUUGAAUGAUAGGAACCAAAAUCAAACCAACAAUUACUCUGAAUUCAUGAGAAUAUAUACAGAUUUAUUAAAGAGAGAACGUACAUUAAACGAUCGUACAUUGUUAUAUGAAAAAGAGAUAGUUUCAUUAAGAAACGAGAAAAAGACACAACAACAACCUCCAUCAGGUUCCUCUAAAAUGGAUUCGUCGUCGUCGUCGUCUUCAUCGAAUCGUGUUAGUGGUAUGGGAUCAACGAUUGAAGAAAUGGAGCAAAAACUAUUCAAACUUCAAGAAGAUUUAACCAAUAGUUAUAAAAGAAAUGCUGAUAAUGCCUCUAGCAUUCUAUUAUUAAAUGAUAAGAAUAAAGAUUUACAAAAUGAAUUAAUGUCAAAAGAGAUUGAAAUCGAAAGAAUUCGAUCAACUAUUCAACAAGAUUUAGAUUCAAUAAAAAGAUUAGAAAUGGUUGUAAUUGAAAAAGAAAAUGUUUCACAAAUUAUUAGAGAUGAAUUAUCAUCAUUACAAACAGAAUUUUUACAUAAUGAAAGUAAAGUUGUAAAAUUAGAACAAGAGAAUAGUAGUUUAGUUGAAAGAUGGUUAAGAAAAAAGAAUGAAGAAGCAAGUAAAAUGAAUGAAGCAAAUGAUUUUUAUCAAAAGAUGGUAGAACAAAGAGAUAGUACACCAGCUAAAGCUGCUGUACAAUUGAGUGAGAGUAUUUCGAAUUUGGUGGUGAAAUUACCAGAUGCCAAUGAUGUACCAAUACCUAUUGUAUUGGAGAGGGGUGUAUUUUCAUCAGAGGCAAUGCUACCGAGUAAAGCGAAAAAGAGAUGGACAGGUCAUAAUUCUGAGAUCUAUUGUAUGGCUUUCAAUUCAAUUGGUAAUCUUUUGGCAACUGGUGGUGGUGAUAAAUGUGUAAAGGUUUGGGAUGUAAUUAGUGGUCAACAGAAAUCAACGUUAUUGGGUGCCUCACAAUCGAUUGUAUCGGUUAGUUUCUCACCAAAUGAUGAAUCGAUAUUGGGCACGAGUAAUGAUAAUUCAGCACGUCUUUGGAAUACGGAAUUGGGUCGUUCAAGACACACAUUGACUGGCCAUAUUGGUAAGGUGUAUACGGGUAAAUUCAUAAACUCGAAUCGUGUGGUCACGGGCAGUCAUGAUCGUACUAUCAAAUUGUGGGAUCUUCAAAAGGGUUAUUGUACACGUACCAUCUUUUGUUUCUCAAGUUGUAAUGAUUUGGUGAUCCUAGGUGGUAGUGGCACUCAUUUAGCUAGUGGUCAUGUCGAUCAUAGUGUCAGAUUUUGGGAUUCAAACGCUGGUGAACCAACUCAAGUACUCUCAUCGAUUCACGAGGGUCAAAUCACUUCAAUCACAAAUUCACCCACAAAUACCAAUCAAAUCCUUACAAACUCUCGUGAUCAUACCCUAAAGAUCAUCGAUAUACGUACCUUUGAUACAAUUAGAACCUUUAAGGAUCCAGAAUAUCGUAAUGGUCUAAAUUGGACUAAAGCUUCUUGGUCUCCAGAUGGUCGUUAUAUUGCAUCAGGUUCAAUCGAUGGUUCAAUUUGUAUUUGGGAUGCUACAAAUGGUAAAACCGUUAAAGUUUUAACAAAAGUUCAUAAUAAUGGUUCUUCAGUUUGUUGUUGUUCUUGGUCACCAUUAGCAAAUAUUUUUAUAUCUGCUGAUAAAGAUAAAAAUAUAAUUCAAUGGGAAUAA